Molecule: messenger RNA, 4586 nt
Organism: Stegostoma tigrinum
Lineage: Eukaryota; Metazoa; Chordata; Chondrichthyes; Orectolobiformes; Stegostomatidae
Product: transmembrane protein 198-like
Exons: 6
Coding region: 540-1658 (372 amino acids)
Cellular component (GO): plasma membrane
Source: RefSeq, a predicted model, not a curated record
UUGAAGCACAGCCAGUGUGUGUGUGAGAGAGAGCAAACUGCUGAGUGCCGGAACUGACAUUCAAACAGACUGAGGGAGGAAACAGUUAAAUGCCAAACUGCAGCAGGCAGUGAGUGAGUGAGUGAGUGAGUGAGUGAGGAGUGUAUAUCUGCGCUCAGCUCUGAGAGUCUGUUGCAGUUUCUUCAAAGGCCGUGGAUCCCAGUAUCUGAUUCCCAAGUUCGGGAAAAGUUUGGGGAAUUGUGCAGAGAUUUUCACCCGACUCUAUGGCUCCAGCUCACAAGUGUUGAGGCGCUGCUGCUUUGGAAGUGCCUCCACUGACCUGCAGCUGUUGCUGGAAACCGGCUCACAGGGCGGAGGGGUCAAGGGUCAGAGUUCAGGCUGCCAAGUCAUCCAGCUGCUUUUUGACUGUCAGAGGGAAGGACGCACACAGGAUGUCUCUGUUUGUCACAGAUAACAACAACCUGCCGUCCGUACCCCUUUCCAACAGCAUUUGUUAGUUCGACCUUUUCGCCUCUUCAGAAUUCGGUGACAGUCGGAAAAUGGAUUCAAAUUCAGGAACUCUCAGUGCCUUGAUUGGAUGGCCAGACCCUCCUAACGUUCCCUACUCCUUCCCCUGUCGACUUCAGACAGCUAUGACCUCUACGCUGUUGGACUUUAACCUCAUGGACACAGGCCAGGAGGACAUUGUUGUGAACCGCUGUGACCUGGAGGUGGAAGGAAAGUAUCAACUCAUUCCAUCUAUUAUCUGUGCCAUGUGUUGCCUUUUUGGGGUCAUCUACUGCUUCUUUGGCUAUCGUUGUUUCAAGGCCGUCAUGUUCCUCUGUGGACUGAUGUUUGGCUCUAUCAUCAUUUUCCUGCUGUGUUAUAAGGAGCGGGUUCUGGACAUUCAGCUGAGCAUGGAGGCCAGCGCUGGUAUUGGUCUAGGCAUCGGAAUCCUGUGUGGACUGGUCACCAUGCUUGUCCGUAGUGUUGGCCUCUUCAUGAUUGGCCUAGUCCUUGGCCUGUUGGUAGCAACUGUCACCCUCAUUGUGAUGGAGCAGUUCUACCACCCGCACACCAUCUGGGUUCCAGUGGGGCUUCUUAUUGGUGUUGGGAUGCUGUUUGCCGUCUUAACCUUACAGUGGCAAAAGCUCUUCACCAUUAUCUCCACUGCAGUUUUUGGUGGUGCCAUCAUUACAUUGACUGUGGACUAUUUCAUCGAGCUGUUUAUGUUGGCACGGUAUAUCUAUGAGAGGCUGAAGAUUGCUCCUUCACUGCCCAUUUGUUGGUACAGUUGGGUGAUUCUUGCCAUCUGGCCAGUGCUGAGCAUACUGGGGAUUCUGGUCCAAUGGAAGCUUACAGCUGAAGGCUAUUCACACACCGAAGUCAUUAUCAGUAAACGACAAAAACGAGUGCAGUUGAUGAGAAUACGACAGCAAGAAGCAAAGAAACGACAGAGGGCAUCUCAGGCAGAGGGCACAUAUCGCAGGAAGCCAUACCCAGUCAAACGGUACACGGGAGACAUCCUUUCACCGAGCUACAUCCAGAGUAUUCGAGACCGGCAGACAGCAACAUCCAUGAGCAGUCUGAACACAAACAUUCACACCAUUGUGGAUCUGGAUUAUGACUGUGGUUCCACUGUCCCACUCACAGCCACAACCCCUGUAGUCACAGCAUGAGCUAGUCACCAUCGCCCAGCGAGUGCUGGUCAAGGUUAUUAGUGAACAACCAGUUUAUUUAGCUCCCAGCAGGUGACAAGUAGAUAACAUGUUGACACUCUAGCCAGAAGUCUCCAUACACCAUGGUCUAUUUGUGUGUGUGUGUCUCUCUCUCUCUCUAGGAAUCACAGUUCCUGCAAGUGUGAAUAAAUCUCUUGAGUCUGCUCAUUUGUUACCUGCUUGAGUAUGUUUUCAGCAGUCUGGCUGAAAGCACCUACUGGCCAGAAGAAAUGAUGCCUCUGCUCAACAGGCACCUCACCCUCUGCUAAUGAAAGCGUGCUUGGCAUGGGAGUGGCACUUCGCCAGUCAAAGAAAUGUAUGCCUUUGUGACCGAGCAGAGAAAGCUGUGUGCCCCAUGUACACAAAGAAUAAUCAGGACAAGUAUGCAGCUCAUUUGUGACUUUGCAUUCAGCCUGUUGCAGGCUGUGUGUUUUCUAAUUUGCCUAUUACUCACUCUGAACAGGUUGUUAUCUUUGGGCCACUGGUGUGGCUGCCAAAAUUCACACUGAACUUCUUUUUAAGAAACCAUUUAACAUGUAACCUAUUCAAUUACUUGUUUUAAAGCCCAAAUAAUUUAAUAGCCUUGACUAGCAGUUUACAUGUCACUAUUCAGUGUGAGCACAAUUGGCCUUUUAAGCAGUAAACUAUCUCACUUUAAUACUGUUCUUCAAAACCUGCCUCUAUAAGUCUAAUCCAGCAGAGAAAAUGGCCAAAUGUUUAAUAUAAAACGCUUUCACUUCCUUGAUUUUGACCUCUGGUUUUGUCUACCUGUGUUCCUCUGAAUACUGAUCAGAGAUUUAAGAGCGAUGAUGGUUUGUAAUGAGUACCUGUCAUUUCCCGUUUUCUCACCUUUACAAAUUCCAGACCUGCAUGAAUAAACAAACAUAAGAUUCAAAUAUCACUUGAAGAGCCAGGUUCUUGUCUUCAUUCCUAGAUGAAUGUGAAGAUCUCCAGUAACUCUUGAUCAUUCAAAUACUCUUUGCACCCUGAACCACAGCUCUCAGUUGAUGAAGGGUUAGGGCGAAGGACAGUCACAUUGCCUCUGUAAUGAAAUGAACUCUGGGCAGGAAUCUGUUGGAGAUAGACUGAUAGCAUUAUUUAUCUGUAUAUAAUUCAAAACACAAAAAUGUACUAGGUCUAAGGGGGAUAAAGACAAAGAAAAUGUACAUCUCUAUAGUGAAAAGACAAGACACAUUUGUACGACAAGUAAUAAACUCUCAUUUCUAAUUGACAGUAUUACAGUCUAGCCUAUACCUUGUUGAUGUUCAGCACACUCCUAUGAUUCUAUCUGCAUAGACUGCAUGUACCUUUUAGGUCAUUGUUUUUAAAAUUCAGCUCUUAUUUGUAAUGAAGGUAAGUGAGAUGAAAAGACAGCAAAAACCUCUUUAAACAUUUCAGCUAGAAAGACGUAUGAAUGGGCGUAAAGAAUAAGCAGGAGAGUGCAUUCAGCAUAGAAAACUUAAGUGGAGAAAAACAGCAAUGUAGGCUAUAGACAUAGUAGGAACUGCAGAUGCUGGAGAAUCUGAGAUAACAAGGUGUAGAGCAAGGUCCGAAACGUCAGCCUUCCUGCUCCUCCGAUGCUGCUUGGUCUGCUGUGUUCAUCCAGCUCUACACCUUGUUAUCUCUAAUGUAGGCGAUAUGCUGCUUCCCUAGAUUAAUCCUGACAGUUACUGAAAGAGAAGCGUAAAAUGCAAGGCCUUUUUCUGUGCUGAUGCAAAGUACUGUGGCAUGCAGUAUUUGCCUAGGUGAAGCAUUUCAGCAUUACUAGAAGGUUACUGGUGACAGUUCAGUGUAGGUGCUUAGUACAGAGCUGUCUGCAGUUCCCACUGCAGACUUUGGUGUUUUGUGACAGCUGGGUUCCAUUGUUCAGCCUCGAUCAUUGCAGCUCUUCAAAAUCUUGGGUUUUCAGUUCAUGUAACCAGCCAGAGAGGGUCAAACAUUUUUUAGGCUUUGAAUCUGCCAAAUUUCAGCAGGAAGAUGGGAGAGAAUGUGAAAGCAUUUGAGUUUCCUUCUUGAAAUUUCUCUUUUCAAACUACAUCCUAACAGCCUGAAACAUCUGGAGAAGCUUCUUUAGGUGAAUUUGCUUGUACAGAAUGCUCUCGGCACUUGGUUGAAUCUUCAAUCUCUUCAAGUUCCCUCAAUUCUUUCGACUUCCAGACUUGUUAGAGGACUAUUCUAUGGGUGCUAGUUGUUUUCUGAUGCCUGGUCCAAGAGACCAUCCUUUCUGACAAUAUACAACAAGAACUGCAGGAACUUCACAUCUGAACCCAGUCCGAUCAUCACCCUGAACUACACACACUCACACACAUAGACUAUGGAGGACUGUGAGGAACGGGCAGUCCUAAUUGUUUUUAUCUUCUCCUGCCUGGUGCAGAGGCAGUUAAGCUCAUCCAAUGUGCUGUGUUGAAAGUGAAACUCACUCCCACAAGGAUUGGUUAAAGGGAAUUGUAUAAAUACAUUUAAGUAGAACCUGGACAAGCAUAUGAGGAAGGAUGGGUAGAGAGUUAUAAUGAUGGAUUUAGAUGGAAUACAUUUGGAACAGCUCGUGUGGAGCAUUAACACCAGUCCUACAUAAUCCUUUGACCAUCCCAGUUGAGAUCAAGUUAAAUCUGACACAGAUUGGGGAAUGAAACCGUGGAUUCUCCUCUACCUUAAUCAGUACUGCGCUACACCAUCAGGAAACAUACCUGCCUGUGCUCAUAACAGACGUUGAAUAUCAUCAGUGACUUCUUGCAGGAUGUGGUUCCAUUUUUAUAUUGCAUCAAUAUUGAAGCUGAUGAUGAGCUAAUAUUACACACUAUUUCCCUGAAUUAAUACGUUUAUUUUGUUUAUAUCUUUUUUUUUCUUAACGAUGUUCCAUUUAUUCAAUGUGGAGAUUCUUUUCUGUAA